AUGCUGCUGCUCUCUCGUCUGCGCGCCCGCGUGCCGCUGCGGCCGUCAGCUUUGAUUUUGCGAAGCUGCUCUUCCCACGCUGUUGAACCAGACAAAGCCAAGUCAGCUGUGCGUGUUCGCUACGCUCCGAGCCCCACCGGUUACUUGCAUCUGGGCGGUCUGCGCACUGCGCUCUUUAAUUAUCUGUUCGCCAAGAGCUCCGGAGGACAGUUUAUCCUGCGUAUUGAGGAUACGGAUAAAACGCGUCAAGUUGAAGGAUCGGUGGAGGCGCUUGUGAACAGCCUCAAGUGGUGUGGCGUAGAGGAGGACGAGGGUCCAAACGCUGGUGGCCCGCACGGUCCGUACAUUCAGUCGCAGCGACUUUCGAUUUACAAAGAGGCAGCCGAGAAACUUAUUGAGAAUGGCCACGCCUAUCGAUGCUUCUGUACGAGUAAGCGUCUGCAAAAGCUGCGUGAAUCCCAGACGCGUCAUGGCGAGGCGACAAUGUACGACCGUGCGUGUCUCGGUCUCGAUGAGAAGGAGGUGGAAGCGCGAGUGGCUCGUGGAGAAUCACACACGAUUCGGCUGAAAAUUCCUGAUGGCAAGACGGUUGUGAAAGAUCUGUUGCGAGGAUACGUGCAGUUCGAGCACGCCGGUAUUGACGACCAGGUUCUCAUGAAGAGCGACGGCUAUCCGACAUAUCACCUUGCCAACGUGGUGGACGACCAUGCCAUGCGCAUUUCUCAUGUUAUCCGUGGUGAAGAAUGGCUGCCAUCGACGCCGAAGCACGUUAUCUUGUAUAAGGCCCUGGGGUAUGAGGCUCCAACUUGGGCGCACUUGGGUCUUCUACUAAAUGAAGACCGCUCGAAGCUGUCAAAGCGUCAGGGAGACGUCGCCGUUGAGGAUUUCAGGGACAAGGGAUUUAUCCCAAGUGGCCUUGUAAAUUUUGUUGCUCUUUUGGGCUGGAACCCCGCUGGCGGCAACAACCAAGAGAUUUUCCAGAUGAACGAGCUGGAGAAACACUUUUCUAUCGAUCACGUGAACAAAGCGGGGUCAGUUGUCAACGUCGAUCGUCUCCGCUGGAUUAACUCUCGUCACGUGCGCGCGCUGUUUGCCGAGGAAACCACAACUGACGAGCACAAGUUAGCUGUCGUGAACGAUGUGGUGUCGAUGUGUUCAUCGUCUUUUGAAGAAGUAGGCGUAUCCUCCACUCCAUCUGACCUAGUCGAGAAGUUCGGUGUAAAUUACGUGUGGCGAGCGAUGGAUCUGAUGAAGGAACGCGUGAGUGCAUUACCUGAAUUCGGUCCCCUCUGUGUCCCGUUCUUCACUGAGCCCGAUCUCAGUUCGUCGGUCGCACGAGAAAUGAAGGCCAAGUAUAUCGAUGAGAGCACACCCGAGCUUGUAGCGGAUGUCAGUGCAAACCUGCGCAAUCUUUCGGAUGAAGAGUUUACACCAGAUCAUAUCACGAAGAGUAUCAAGGUUGUUGCAAAAAGCCGAAAGUUGGGGCUGAAGAAGGUGCUGAUGCCUAUUCGCUACUACUUGACGGGCAUGGAUGUCGGUGCUGGACUUGGUGAUACGAUUGAGCUGCUAGGCCGUGACACUGUGCUACGACGUUUAAAACUCGAGUAA
Molecule: messenger RNA, 1608 nt
Organism: Phytophthora infestans T30-4
Lineage: Eukaryota; Oomycota; Peronosporomycetes; Peronosporales; Peronosporaceae
Product: glutamyl-tRNA synthetase, putative
Exons: 10
Coding region: 1-1608 (535 amino acids)
Biological process (GO): glutamyl-tRNA aminoacylation
Molecular function (GO): zinc ion binding; glutamate-tRNA ligase activity; tRNA binding
Source: RefSeq, a predicted model, not a curated record